AUGGACAGACAGAGCCUGUGGACAGAUGAGACUCCCUGUGGGACAGAGUGGGUGGCGAUGGCCUUGUCCGCGCAGAAGGAACCUGAAGUGCAGGCUGGUGACACAGCAGCUCAGCUAACCUGCCCUAAACACUCUGCUCCUACCAGCUACAGAUCGGAAGGGAGAGCGUUUCUGGAGUGCAGGGAGCCCUUCAAACCAAACAGCCAGGUUCGGGCACGUGGAGGACAUGAACUGGAAGAUCUUGACUUAGAGCGAGUUUCGCAAGGAGCACGAGGACAGGAGAGCUGUGAAUUGUUACGGUUCCAUCCCACAGGACAAGCACGUGUUAGAUGUACUUCUAGGCUGCAGAACCAGCCUCAAAGGCACUAUGGAAUCACCUCUCCCAUUAGCUUGGCUCCUCCGAAGGAUAUAGAUUGCGUUCAGACUCAAAAGCUAGUUGAAGCAAUGAGACCAUUUGGGGUAUUUGAAGAUGAGGAAGAACAGAAUCACAGGCUGGUUGUUCUUAGUAAACUGAAUAACUUGGUCAAAGAAUGGAUUUCAGAACUUGGUGAGAGCAAGAAUCUACCCCCAUCAGCAGCAGCAAAUGUUGGUGGCAAAAUAUUUACGUUUGGUUCUUACAGGCUUGGAGUGCACACUAAAGGUGCUGACAUAGAUGCUGUUUGUGUUGCUCCUAGACAUGUGGAAAGGUCGGAUUUUUUUCAGUCAUUCUUUGAAAAACUAAAACAUCAGGAGAAAAUAAAAAAUCUAAGAGCAGUUGAAGAUGCUUAUGUGCCAGUUAUCAAGUUUGAGUUUCAUGGCAUUGAGAUUGAUCUUGUGUUUGCAAGACUGUCUAUGCAAACUGUUUCUGAUAAUCUUGAUCUUGGAGAUGACUCGCGUCUGAGAAGCCUGGAUAUAAGGUGUAUACGGAGCUUAAAUGGCUGCAGAGUUACUGAUGAAAUACUACAUCUAGUGCCAAAUAAAGAGAACUUCCAGCUCACGCUCCGUGCAAUUAAACUGUGGGCAAAACGACGUGGCAUUUACUCCAACAUGCUGGGAUUUCUUGGUGGGGUUUCCUGGGCAAUGCUUGUAGCAAAAACAUGUCAACUCUACCCAAAUGCUUUGGCUUCUACUCUUGUUAACAAGUUCUUCUUGGUUUUUUCAAAAUGGGAAUGGCCAAAUCCUGUAUUGCUGAAACAACCCGAAGAGAGCAAUCUUAAUUUACCAGUAUGGGACCCUAGGGUGAACCCAUCAGACAGAUAUCAUGUGAUGCCUAUCAUCACCCCAGCCUAUCCACAGCAAAACUCUGCAUACAAUGUAUCUACAUCAACCCGAGUGGUAAUGGUAGAGGAGUUCAAACAUGGUCUUGCAGUUACAAAUGAGAUUCUCCAAGGAAAAUCAGACUGGUCAAAGCUCUUUGAACCACUGAACUUCUUUCAGAAGUAUAAGCAUUAUAUUGUGCUGACUGCUAGUGCCUCUACUGAAGAGCACCACUUAGAGUGGGUUGGCCUUGUCGAAUCGAAAAUCCGUGUGCUGGUUGGAAACUUGGAGAGGAAUGAAUUUAUAACUAUUGCACAUGUAAAGCCACAGUCUUUUCCUGGUAACCAAGGACUCCAUAAACAGAGUGGAUAUGUGUCAAUGUGGUUUCUUGGAAUCAUAUUUAGGAAAGUGGAAAAUGCAGAAAGUGUUAACAUUGAUUUAACGUAUGUUAUACAGUCAUUCACAGAUACAGUUUACAGGCAGGCUAACAACCUCAAUGUGCUAAAGGAAGGUAUGAAGAUUGAGGCAGCUCAUGUGAAGAGAAAGCAUCUCCACUAUUUUCUACCUGCAGAAAUCUUACAGAAAAAAAAGAAGCAAAGCAUGCCAGAUAUUAGUCAAAAUGCUAGUGGGCUUCAGUGCAGAAGGACUUCAGCUGGAAGCUGUUUGGACAGUUCCAGGGACACAGACUCCAGAACACCACAUAAUUCCUCUUCAUUAAGUAAGAUACCUAAAUUGGACACCUCUACAGCAGAGAUAGAAAGAGAUGCUGUAUAUCAGAGAUCUAAUGCUGGUAACAAUAGAGAGAAGAGAUCUCAUGUAGCUGUGCCAUCAGUGUCUAAGGGACUCUCCAUUCCUGUUAUUGAUUCAAAAAUGCAGGCUACAGUUGCAAUAAGAACAUCGGGACCUCCAGUUGGUUGCACCAUUCCAGGACAUAACACAGUUUCUCAACUCAGAGCACACUUUGUCCAAGGACAGCAUGAAUUAAGUGGGACCCCAAUUACAGAUCCUAAGAAUGCUGCACCUAAACGACCUUAUUCAACAACCUCUAAAGGAUGUCAUUCACCUACAUCAGAAGGAUGCCCCAAAAAAACAAGAGAUGGAGAAAAGUUAACUGGCCAGGAUUCAGCAUUCAAAGAUGGUGGCAAUCCAGAAGAUGUCAGGAGAAGAGCUACAGAAAACGUUGUCGUUGGAGGAAAACCCAUGCUGAUUCCAAUUAUCAACACAUCAAGAUCACAGAGGCUUUCCAGUAAAGAACUACCAGAUUCUUCAUCUCCUGUUCCAACAAAUAGUAUUCGUAUUAUUAAAAGAUCCAUCAAACUUACCCUUAAUGGGUAA
Molecule: messenger RNA, 2571 nt
Organism: Charadrius vociferus (killdeer)
Lineage: Eukaryota; Metazoa; Chordata; Aves; Charadriiformes; Charadriidae
Gene: PAPOLG
Product: poly(A) polymerase gamma
Exons: 23
Coding region: 1-2571 (856 amino acids)
Cellular component (GO): nucleus
Molecular function (GO): poly(A) RNA polymerase activity; RNA binding
Source: RefSeq, a predicted model, not a curated record